This is a messenger RNA of Folsomia candida, 3689 nucleotides long. RefSeq lists its product as uncharacterized. The record is from RefSeq and is a predicted model, not a curated record. NCBI's taxonomy places the organism in Eukaryota, Metazoa, Arthropoda, Collembola, Entomobryomorpha, Isotomidae. Bases 796 to 3432 code for a protein of 878 amino acids. The transcript has 12 exons.
GCGAUCAACUCUGACAAACGUAAAAUAAAAUAAGUUUCCUGGAAACUCUCCUCCCUUACCUUCCACUCGGAAUCAAUCAGUGUAGCAACUUCUGCCAAACCUCGGGAAAUUUGGUGACGACGACGACGACAAGUGUUUUGGAGAAGAAACUUGACAGAGUGGAGACGGGUCAAGAGUCAAAGUUGUAGUGGAGGAGAUGAUGAUCUGGAAGGAAGGAAUUGGACGACAGCGACGCGACGCGCGACUCGACCACCACCACCACCGCGAUAAGGCAGGGAUGAUGAGAGCGCACCUGGCUUUCCGAGAGAGAAUUUUGACCCCUAUCUAUAUGCCCCAUGUUAUACAAUUAACAUGGAAAGGAUAGGAUAGGAUGCCUUGAACCCCCAGUCAAAUCGAUCACAUACUUUUCGCACGGGUUGAGGUCAGGUGAGGUGAAGGUGAGGCGUCCUGUGCGAAAAAGCGGCUAAAAAUAGAUGUCUUGGAUGGAGUGGCGUCCUUUUUGCGAAAGGCGUCGUUUCUUCGUCUUCAUCUUCUGGACUUGGGCUUUGUUGUAAAAUCAAGCUCGAAGAGAGAGGACGUCGUCGUCUCCCAAAAUUGUGCCAAAUUUCUUGUAUUUUUUUUUCGGAGUUUUCUGGACAAUUUUACAAAUUUUGUGUGAUGUAGGUAUCUAAGUACGUAAGAUAAGUCUUCCACUCCCCCACACAAAGUAGUUGUAAAUACUUAUUUGUAAAUAAGAAUACUUUAUUAUAGAGUUGGAUUUGUUUGUGGACAGUUUUGGGGAGUUUGACAGGGGUGAUGGCGUCUUCGAAAUGUGUGGGUCCGCCGCCUGCGACGAAUUCUGGGGAGUGUUUGGUCGUGGAUUUCAUCGAAUUGGUGUACGGGAGACUGGUCGUUAGAGUUGUGAGUCCGGAGAAUGAGGCCACAAUAGUUGAAGUAUUAAAGAAGAAUUUUUCCGGGGUGAGGGAGUCGCCCCCGUUCAGCGAGGUUCGGGCAGGUGACCACUACAUGGGUCGACUGGACAUCGAGAGUGGGAUCAUCCUGAGACGAAUUCAGGUCACCGAAGGGCCCGGCGAGGACCUCGAUGCGCCCAUUAAAUGUGUAGACAUCGACAACGGAGAGUCCGUGAAGGUCCAGUGGUACAAUUUGUUCGUCUUGAAGGAUGACGCCAUGAAUUUUCCGAGACAGACCUUCGACGUAUUUCCAUCCGGCAUGGAGCUGAUUUUUGGGACGAGUUACCUCGCCCGUGUGAUGGACGAGCCGCCGCAACGCUACAUACUCAAAGUGGUCAACCCCAGGGACGGAGCGCCACCGAAAUGUCACGUGACGACGUACGGAGUCCGAAGAGAGGUUCCCGUUGUGCAUCUCUACUAUGCAAAUGCCCCCUUGCUCUCCGCCGUGGUCGUGGCGGAAGGAAAGGUCUCCACGGCGUUCAAAUGCGUACAGCCGAUGGUCGGUGAGGAGGUGAAGGUGAUCGUGACGCAUCUCGUGAAUGACGGGUCGUUCAUCUAUCAGUACGAGAAAUGCUUGGUCAAGUCCAUCCAGGCCUACUUGGGGAAGAUCGAGUGGAGCCAGGGGCAGGUGGCGCGUGCCAGCAAUACGAGACCGGACACCGUCUACUUAUCUAAAUUCGAGGGGGCCUUGUACCGAUGCCAAGUCAUCAAAGUUGUGAGUGAGGAUAAGGUUUUGGUGGUUUACAUUGAUUACGGGAAUGAAGGGGAGAUCCCAGUUCGAGACAUGAUGGAAGCAGAAACAGUCCAGAGAUUGUUGAGCCUCAUUCCGCCGCAGUGUCUUCGUGCCAAGUUGACAGGAAUUGGGCACAUGAAAAGUACGGAUGACUUUUGGGAGGUGGCUGGGAUGGAUCGAUUCAUUUUGAAGAUUGACAACGUUCCCGAGGGUUCAUUCCGGCGGCCACGUGUCUCUUUGUACUUGAGGGGCAAGCUAGAAACGUCGGUGAACGAUGUGCUGCUCGAGAAGGGGUUGGCGUUUAUCAAGAAACCGAGCAGAUCGAAGCAGAAAGACGUGGUCCCCGUUCCCCCCGCGGGUAAAAGAGACGUCCCCCCCACCCCGGCUGAAAUUGUGUCCAGCCUGGUAUCAAUCGUCACUUCGGCGAAAGUAACCGUGACACCGGCGAUGGUGCUCCCCAUUUCGACGGCUGUGAUCGCUCCGACGCGGGCUGGGUUGGGGGCUAAGAGUCCGCCAGUGGUCGUCACUAGUCCCCCAGUGGUCGUCACUCCGCGAUCCCCAGUAGUCGUCACUAGUCCUCCGGUGGUCGUCACCCCAGUGGUCACUCCUCGUCCUGCAGAAAUCGUCACUCCUCGUCCUGCAGAAAUCGUCACUCCUCGUCCUGCAGAAAUCGUCACUCCUCGUCCUGCAGAAAUCGUCACUCCUCGUCCUGCAGAAAUCGUCACUCCUCGUCCUGCAGAAAUCGUCACUCCUCGUCCUGCAGAAAUCGUCACUUUUCGUCCCCCAGUGGUCAUCUCUCCUCGUCCUCCAGCGGUCGUCGCCCCUCGCCCCCCAGUGGUCGUCACCCCUCGUCCUCCAGCGGUCACCACUGCUCGUCCUCCAGGAGUCGUCACUCCUCGUCCUCCCGUGACCCCUGCGAACCGCCCCGCUUUUGUCGCCCCCAUCCGACCCCUCGUUCCUCCUCCCCCCGUACCAACCACAUCUUCGGCCCCUCUUGCCCCUGUUCCGAAGACCCCGUUGACCUCGCUGAACUCGUCUUUCGACAAGAACAACGGGAGUUUUGCGAGUGAGGAAGUCGACUUUGGGAAAUUCGCGACCUCCGGCGCCGUCCGACUCGCGGAUUGGGCCGAUGUCUCCGAAUUCUUCACGACCACCGAGUCCCAAACGGACGGGGAGCUCGCAUUGUUCCACGUGACGCAAGUUUUCGGGGAUAAUUUGGCGCUGAGACAGCACAAAAGUGGGAAUCUCCUGCUCGACAUGGAGACCACUUUGGGGGAAUAUCUUCAAGUUAAAGUGGCUGGAGGGAGGAACGCGGUGAGGCUGGUGGAGCAUAAGUGGUACGCAGUUUUCUACCAGAAACUGGAUAAGUGGACGAGAUGCGUCCUGCUGAAGAAGGAGACGCUGGACGGGAUUCCGGUUGCGAUUUUCCGGCUUAUGGACUACGGCCUGUGGUUUUCUCUGCCACUGGAAUCGGACUCCAGUGCUGGACCGGAUGUCCAAGAGUUGCCACUGUUCUUCACGCAUCUGAAGCCGCAAGGGGUCACGGCGUCCCUGAGCUGUGUGCGAAAGGAGGGAAUAUCCGCCAAGAUUCUGGACCAAGUGGACAAACCCCUUGUGCAAGUCCGGAUCCAGAAGUACUUGCCCCCCGGGGACGGGAGAGAUAUCCCCCACGCUAAAAUUUCCGUCCUCCGAAUUGUGAAUGGGGAGGAAAAACGGAGAGUUGUUCGGGAAAGGAAAAAUUCGAUUUAGAUGGAAGACUGUCAAGAUGAAGGGAGGGGCGGGAGGUUUUUUGCAUGUUUUGUUCUCCGCUGUUAAUUAAGCUGAUUAUUAUGUUAAUUGUUAAAUUGUGGGGAUGAAUUGGGGGAUUUUUUUUGCUUGUUUUGUUCUCUCGUGAUAAUUAAGCUGAUUAAUUAUGUUAAUUAUUUUUUUACGAUUUUAUCUAUGUCAAGAUUAUUGAAGUCAAUUAUUUAUUAACCUUGACUUUUUUGAGAGAGAAUUUUGUAUGA